Molecule: messenger RNA, 4445 nt
Organism: Ruditapes philippinarum (Manila clam)
Lineage: Eukaryota; Metazoa; Mollusca; Bivalvia; Venerida; Veneridae
Exons: 3
Coding region: 52-1659 (535 amino acids)
Biological process (GO): DNA catabolic process
Cellular component (GO): cytoplasm
Molecular function (GO): 3'-5'-DNA exonuclease activity; DNA binding
Source: RefSeq, a predicted model, not a curated record
ACCAUUUCUUGGACUGUUUUGUUUGCUUACUUGGAUGAGAAGGGAACUCCAAUGUCUUACAUGCCCACAAUCUUGAAACAACCAAUAGAUUUGUUCCAUCUCUACAUGAUAGUACAGGCAUUGGGUGGAAUGUUAGAGAUUCAGGCAAAGAAAUGGAAAGAGAUUUGUGUUUUGAUGAAUUUCCCCGAGUCCGCAAGUGCAGCAUUUACUCUCAAGAAGAAUUAUAUGAAAUUUUUGUUCGCCUUUGAAUGCUGCUUUGAUCGUGGUGGAAUAGAUCCUGCUCUAAUUUUGGCGAUGGAAAAUCUGGAAAAGAAUCGUGUCAGAACAUGCAGAAUACGAAGAGAUGUUCAAAAAACGGAAGAGUUUUCUUACCAGAAUAUUUGCAAUGGAGAUAGUACAGUCAUACACGCUUCUGAGAAAGAUAUAAAGGCAUCCUAUAAUGAAGAAACUACUCCUGUAGACCAUGUCUGUAGUGCUGCACUAAAGAAGAAUUUGUCGCUACCAAACUAUCAUCUCAAAGAAGGCAGUCGGCUUCAAACAAACAUUCCUACUAUGUUCCAUAGAAAUGUUAAGAAGGAAAAGUCAGCAAGGAGAAAAAUUAAAAGGCUUCCUGAAAUUGAACGUGUAUAUAUUGGAAAUGGUGUAGCUCCUAUAUUUAAGGAAGGUACCAUGGCACAUGCAAAUGAAAAAGAACAUUCUAAGACUGCGGUAAAAUCUUGUUCCAUGACAGCAUUGGAUACUUUAGGAGAAAUCCCCAAUCUUCCAGAGCCAUUGGCCCCACCAUCAGUUGAACACAUACCAGAAUCUCUCAGUUUUAAACAAGUGUUUUGUGACAUCGAAACAACGUCUUUAUUUAUGUACACAGAAAUUGUACAAAUAGCGGCAGUUUGUGGAGAGGAAGAAUUUGAUCAGUAUAUAUUACCAUUAAGGCAGUUCGACCCGGGAUCGUCUAAAGUGACUGGAUUGACAUGUGAUGGGAGAAAUCUUUAUCAUCAUGGAACUGCUGUACGUACUCUAGAUCUUAGGUCAGCACUGGAACGAUUCUUGGGUUGGCUGGAUCAACUUAAACCUUGCAUACUUGUUGGGCAUAAUUUUAAAUCAUUUGAUUAUCCAAGAUUAUACAAAGCUUUCAGUAAAUUUCAUCUCAUUAAUUCUUUUCAUCAAAUAGUUGUGGGUUUUAUAGAUUCCUUUCCGUUAUUUAAAGCUAUAUAUCCGAAUUUAAAGAAUUACAAGCAAGAAACUCUAGUCGCUGAACUUGUCGGAGAAACUUACGAUGCCCACAAUGCACUGGGUGACGUAAGAAGUUUGCAAAAAUUGUUCAGUGUUUCUGACCGAAUCCCUCCAAACUUAUUAUGUGAGCACAGUUUCACUGUAGCUUGGUAUGUACAAUAUCAUAACUAUAAAACAAAAUGUAACAAAAUUGCUGAAUCAUUCAGCCAAAUAGUCAACGAGAAAAUUCUUAGUAAAACUACAAUAGAUAAGAUCGCAGUUAGUGGCCUCGAGUUAAAGGAUUUGAAACAAGUUUAUAGAAAAGGGGGAACCAAGGUUGUUACAGAAGUUUUGAAAAGCAGGUUAACUUUAAGCCGGUCAACAGUUGAUAAACUGAUAGAGUUUUUGGCAAAUAAAUCAAGUGUUGAUGAAUAUAUCCCAGGGCUAUAAAGCUAGAUCUUAUGAAACAAUUUUAUGAAAUUUGAAAUUUAAACACAAACGAAUAAUGAACAUAAACAAAAAAAUUUCGGAUAUAAAAUAUUAUGCAGGCAUUUUAACUUCGAACACACACCAUUUGCUCUGAAGAGAAUAUACUACUAUUUCUUUCAUACAAGCAUUUUGGUAAAGUAUUCUUUUAUGAAAUUGUAACUAUCAUUUUAUAACAACUAAAGAACUUUAUACACUUUAAUGGUCAUGGAAAGUUGGUAUUUAUGGUAUGUCCCAAAUGUCAAGCCACUGCCUUUUUACAAAACCGUACUUGGUACAAAAAAUAUUAAUUCAACUUUAAAAAUGGUAAUGAAAGUGGUGAAAUUUAUUGUCACUGAUAUUAUCAAUCUGACUAAAAUUCAGUUCUACCUAUUUCUGUUAUGUUGAUCUGAUUACGAACGUAUAUGUUUCGCCUCCUGAUUUCGUAUUUCCUGAGAAAGCUAUUUUUAACCAUGCAAUCAAACCGGUUUUUACAUAGGAAUUAGAAAAAGUAUCAAAAAAAUUUUAACAAAUUUACUUGAAAUAAUAGAGUCAAUUUUUAAUUGGCAAGAUUGUUUUGCCAGUUUACCUGUCGACUAUAUGGACAACGGCAAGUUUGUUCUCGAAAUCGUGACAAUUUCCUUCUCAGUAUUGGUUUUCCCAGCAUUAAAAUUAGAAACCGCAUCGCUUUCAAAAUUAUGAAAGCUCGUCGAUGAUUAGCUAUGUGAAAGAUCACUUCGUAAUUGGUCAGUUUUAGGUAAUUGGUCACUUUUAGAUCUAAAAGCGGAGCGUUAUGUAGAGCUAAUUUUAAUCAGAUUGCUGAUAUUAGUUAAUUACUGAUAUAUAGAAUUUAUCUAUAUAACAUAAAUUGUACAUUAUAAUAUUAUGUGCAUUUAUUUACUUAUUUUUGUAAAAAAGGAAAUCAUUUUAUUGACAAAAUUUUGUAAAUGGAAUGAAUUUAUUUUCGAUUAAGUUUUUGUAAUGAAAUAGUCCAGAGGCAUUAUUUUAUAUUUUUUAAAAAGAAUGCUUUAAUAUAAUGUAGUCUUCAGCAUUCUUCUACAACUUUCUGCUCAGGGAUGCGUUCUCAAAAUAUACCUCCCCUCUUCAGAAUAGUCUACACUCUUUAACACAUGCUUCCCCGCCUUAACUUGGUUCAAAAUUACCAUACCCUAUUCAGAAUAGGUUAUACAACUGUUACACUCUUCUUUGCCCCAACCUGAUUCAAAAUUCACAUUCCCUUUUGAAAAUAGGCUAUACCUCUGAUAUUCCUUCCCUCCUAACUUGAUUCAAAAUAUCUCCCUGAUGCUCUUUCCAGCCACUACUUGAUUCAAAUUUAUCCUAUCCUUUUGAGAAUAGGCUUUACCUCUCUGAUACACUUCACGACCCUGAACCCUCCACUUUUCAGAAUAGGUUAUGCCACUGUUACACUCUUCUCCGUCCCAACCCGAUUCAAAAUUGCCCUCUCCUUUUAAGAAUCGGUUGCACCCCUUUUCACACUUCCCCACCACAACUAGUACGGUUCAUGUAUUUAUAAGAAGCUAUGUGACAUAUAAUUAUAUUUAUGUCAAAUGCAUUAUUUCAUAUAUGCUUUUAUGAAUGCUAUUUUAAAUUUUCUUUUAUUUUCUUGUUACAUAAUUUUUAAGCUAUUUGUUGUAAUACAAUUUACUAGUUUUUGGUUGUUGUUGUUGUUUUUUUUGUUUUUUUUUAGAAAUUAUUAUUUAUGAUUAUAUAUUUACAUGUUUUCCAAAGCGACUGUAAUCUCUAAUUUUUUUUUUUUGCAAUAACAUGAAUAAUAAGUUGUCAUGUGUAUAUGUACGUAUAUCUAAUUUAGUAAGUGUAGUGAAGUUAAUUAAGAUUUUUACAUUGCAGCAUCUUUAAGAGAAUUUUACAUUGAAAAUGUGCCAGACUUCAAUAGUAUACACAUAAUUUCACAAUGCGUUAAAUGGAGUGAAGGCAUUAGUUACCUGUAUUUGAGUAACGGCACUGUCUGUCGGAUAAAGACAGAGUAUGAUUGUAGAGAGGCUACAUUUUUUUCUGGGGUAAACUUACUGUGAGGAUUAUUGAUAGAAAAGACAUAUUCAGGUGCAUUUACCAUUAGUUACAUUUAUUCUGGGAUUUCAUACUGUGACACAGGGCAACAGGGCUUUUUUGAAGCUAGAAAUUCUUUUAAGAAUUAUUAAGUGUUAAAAAUAAAAUCUUAAUAUAGUUCUCUUCUUAGAAAUUACAAGGCUCUAGAUAUAUUGUGCAUGUAACAUUGUCUAGUAUUUCUCAAAAAAAAUCUUGCAUCAUUGUUGUUGGCAAUUAAAAUGUAUAGUUUCAUAUACCAUUAUUUAUCAAGCGAGUGAUAAUAUAUAUUACAAUUUUUACUUAUUAUCAGCAUUGUACUAUAAUUGCUUUAUGCAAUAAAGUACUAUGCUUUAUGCAAUAAACUUUUCAUAUUCAAUGUAUUCAUAAAUGAACAAAUUCUUAGUUCUUUUGUUUAACUGUAAUUACUGUGGUAUUUAAGUAUGUUGUUUUUAUGGUUUGUUAAAUGUUUGUAAUGGAAACAACUUAAUAUCUUCACUGUUUUGUAGGUCAGUUAUUUAUUUAAAUUUUAGAUAAGUGAUAGAAAAAAUGUAACAUCUGUAUCUUAUCAUGACUGUAUAAUUAUGUAGCCAAAAUCAAAAUGUCAUAAUUUCUAUUAUUUAUGAUAUGUCCUUUUUAAAUGAUAGAAGCCUUUGUGAUUUUAUUCCACAAAUUUUAUUCAUGUAUGUAUUACUUUGGGGUUGUUU